AUGACUUCGUUAAUUGAUAGUCUUGCAGCGAGUGAAAAAACAGUGAUUGUUAUUGAUAUUGGACAAGCGUAUACGAAAUGUGGCUUUGCUGGUGAUUCUUCACCUCGUCAUAUUAUUCCGACUACUGUUACAAUUGAUGGAAAAACAAAACAUGUCUUUGAAAAUAAUUCAGAUGUUAUGAUAUUACACGAUGAUCGUCUUAGUGAAUUUAUUCGAUCAGUUUAUUAUAAAUAUAAUAUUGCAAAUAGUCGAGGUCGACGUGCAGUUAUCGUUGAAUCAGUUAUUACACCAACACGUAUUCGACAUUUAAUCGCCAAUAUUUUGUUAAAACAACUUGAAGCAUUAUCUGUAGUAUUUAUACCAUCACAUCUAGCUGCAACGUAUACAUUAGGCCAAAAUACAGCACUCGUUCUUGACAUCGGUUACAAAGAAGCUCAAAUCAUGCCGAUUACUGAAGGUAUACCAUUGGCGAUGCAAUUCGAUAGUUUAUCAUAUGCAGGUCAAGCUAUUCAUAAACAAAUUCAAUUUUUACUUGAACAACAUGCCACAAUCACUCACCAACGAACGAAGCAACCAUUUAGUUCGGCUAAAAUAAAAUUAUCUGAAGAAAUUUUGGAAGAUAUUAAGGUUCGAUGUUGUUUCAUUUCACCAUUUACUCGUGCACAAAUUUAUGCUGAAGAUAAAUUAAUAUCUAAUGAAUCGAAGGGUUCAUUUAAAGAAGCUGCAUCCAUUGACUAUCCAGUAGAUGGAGACGCCAUGAUUCAUAUUCCUGGAAUAGUUAGAGAAUUUGCAUGCGAAGCUCUAUUCGAACAAAAUAUUGAUGGAAGAUCCAUUGCAACAUUGGUACUUGAUAGUCUACUUGAAGCACCGAUUGAUUUUCGUCGACAAUUAGCUGAUAAUAUUCUGGUUAUUGGUGGUACAGCUAUGAUGCCAGGUUUUUUACAUCGAUUCAAUGCUGAAUUGGCUCAUCUUGCUAAUUUACCGGCAUAUAUAAAUAGAUCAGUUAUAAAACAAUUUCGUUUUCAUUCGCCGCCUGCUCACUUAAAUUAUGCAGCAUGGUUAGGAGGUUCUAUGUUUGGUGCACUUGAUAAACUAGAAUCGCAAUCAAUUCAACGCGAAAAAUAUGUAGAAAAUGGAAUUUUACCGGAUUGGUUUACAGACCAACAAACUUCUUAA
Messenger RNA from Rotaria socialis, 1176 nucleotides. NCBI's taxonomy places the organism in Eukaryota, Metazoa, Rotifera, Eurotatoria, Philodinida, Philodinidae. The record is from the annotation of a GenBank genome assembly.